This is a messenger RNA of Vicugna pacos (alpaca), 6143 nucleotides long. RefSeq names its product cytidine deaminase (gene CDA). Gene Ontology annotation, molecular function: zinc ion binding; cytidine deaminase activity. NCBI's taxonomy places the organism in Eukaryota, Metazoa, Chordata, Mammalia, Artiodactyla, Camelidae. The record is from RefSeq and is a predicted model, not a curated record. Gene Ontology annotation, cellular component: cytosol.
UCCCUGCCCUGGCCCCUCCCAGCAUCCCCAGAGGCUCGCACCUGGGAGCCUGUCGGCCGGGACACACCCCGGGGGAGGAGCUGUUGUCGCGAUGGGGCCCAGCCCACACUGGAUGGUCCCCUUCCGCUCCUCUGCUGGCCCCAGGGGACCGACAUGGCCCAGGAGCGUUGCACCCCCGCCCUGGAGCUCGAGCACCUCCAGCGGCUGCUGCUUUCCUGCCGGGAGGCCAAGAAGUCCGCCUACUGCCCCUACAGUCGCUUCCCCGUAGGGGCCGCCCUCCUCACCAGGGAGGGCAGGAUCUUCUCUGGGUGCAACAUAGAAAAUGCCUGUUACCCGCUGGGCAUCUGUGCCGAACGGACCGCCAUCCAGAAGGCCAUCUCAGAAGGGUACAAAGAGUUCAGGGCAAUUGCUAUCGCCAGUGACUUGCAAGAUGAUUUUAUCUCACCAUGUGGGGCCUGCAGGCAAGUCAUGAGAGAGUUUGGCACCAACUGGGCUGUCUACAUGACCAAGCCGGAUGGCACUUACGUUGUCAGGACAGUCCAGGAGCUGCUGCCUUUCUCCUUUGGGCCCGAGGACCUGCAGAAGAUCCAGUGAAGAAUGGAGAGCACCACCGCCUGGGAGACCCUGGGUUCCCACACGUGCCUAAAGGGACAGCCACCCAGAGAACUUCACAAAGACAUUUUCACAGACCCAAGGACACCUGCCGAAUGGGCCCCAACCCCACAGGCACUGGGCAGAGAUGAUUUUUCCAAAUUCCACGCAAGCACUGGGGUUUCUACUGGAGUGAGAAAGGGUUUCACUCCAGCCUGGACCAGAGCCCCUCCUUGUAAUUUGCUUUGUCCUCCCGGGAUGCAGAGCACCCUGUCCCUGUCUUUCCCUCCUGUGGGCCCUCUGUAAAAUUCCAGCCAAGACUGUGCUGCUUCCCCGUCAGCCUUCCCAAAGUUCUAUCCUGCUCUGAGCGACUUUUCUAAUUAUAAUAGAACAUCCUGAUUCAGGAGAGCAUGUUUCGCUCUGUCUCAAGCCUUGCUUACAGCUCUUAGGAGGGACAGGGUGAUUUGUCCUUAUAGAAAGACCUGGACUCUUUCUGCCGGGAGAGGAAAUGGGCACCUUGGAACUACAGUUGGAGAGUGCUGACUUUUAGGCAUCUUAGCCCUGCCUUCUCCAGACGGUAGGCCGCUGGGCUGGGUUGAACUGCCAAAAGCCAUUUCUGGAUUCUAUUUUGGGCUCAGUUAGACCUGGGGACCAGAUGCCAUCACCACCUCAGUUAUGGCUGAGAGAUUCCAAAGUAUAAAGGAGGAGGUGUGAAUUUGUCUAGACAGCAUAGCAAGUGUUUCCAUGAGGAUCCACUGUGUCAAGCAAUUUUGUGUGGAUUAUUUUGUAUUUAAAGUAUCCAACAACUCGACCAAGGGUAUCUCCCCCUUCUCCCUGGGCUUCAGAGAGGCUGAGUAACUUGCUUUAGGACUACAGCAAAGUUCAGACCAGAAUCUAAGUCCCGUAACUUCCACUAUAGUCUAGAAAAGGAGCCUGCUCUUUGCCAUGCGCUGGGAUGUGAGGAGCUGGAAUUUGAACCAGGUCUGUCUGGCUCCCCCUGUUUUUCUCUUUCUUCCACAGCUGAAGUCUGACUGCCUUUAUUUAUUGAGUCUCUUUUAUACACCAAAUACUGCAGAGGAAAAGAUGUGUAAGAAACAGUCUCUGCCCUAGAGGAACUUGCAUUCUGGCUGGGAGAGAGAGGUGUCAACGGGACUAAUGCACAGAAACACACACUGGGAUCCAGGCGGGGACCAAAUGCAAAGUGGGCAUGGUUGAGGUGGCGAGGGUGGGGUGGGGUAGGGUAGGGUGGAGAAGCCGCCUUCUGGGAAGUGAGGAGGGUCAGGGAGAGGACUGUCUUUCAUGCUGCAAUUAGGAAGGUGAAGACUAAGGGAAGGAGCCAGGCUGGCCAUCCAAAAGGGGCUGACAGUUCUGGGUGUCACCCCUGGAGGAGAUGGCCUUGGGAGCAGCUUUAGUGCCUGGGGUAGGGGGUAGGAAUAGAGUGUAGGCUUCCUCUUUCCUAGGCAAGCAAGUCGCUGGGGGCACAGGGAGUGGACGGGUAAUUCAUCCCUUCCCUGGGAGUCCUUUCCACUGAGAUCAGAGCACCUGCAGGGGUUGCUGUCUGGUAAGAUUGGCUUUCCCAUAGCACAUCCAGACCUACCAGCUGCCGUCUUGAGAGACAGGAAAGUAUUUCCAUCAUCGCUGCAUGAUGCAAAACUCCACCCUGCCUUUCUUUAGAAAUGGCUGUUGGGACCUUCAGCACACUCUUCUCAAUGUUCUCAACAAAGAAGAGUGGAGGAAAAAGAAGAAGGAAGCUGAAGAAAAUAGGCCAACAACAUCUGUUACAAUUCUGCUCAUUGGGAAUGCAGAUUCGUGACUUUUUCCCUUUGUCCAUAUCUGUAUUUUUAAAUUUCCAAACAUCUUUUAAAAUUUAACAAGAAAAAAUCUUAUAGCAUAAUGGUUAAAUGGUUGAACUUUGGAGAUGAACAGCCUCCAAACUGUGUGGCUUUGGGCAAGUUAUCACACAACUGAGUCUCAGUUUGCUCAUCUGUAAAACAGGGAUGAUCAUUCCCAGCACAUUACUGGGUGGACUGAAGGAAAUCAGACACUACUAAGAGCCCAGCGCUGAGUCUUCAGGAAGGUCUCGAUACAUGUCAGCUGUUACUUUCAUUAUGGGUAACAAAUUUGGGUCCUCCGAGGAUGGAUUUGUUUUUUGCAAACAGGCUUCUACAUUCAUUUAAUAAUUAUUUUUGAAGUGCCUACCAUGUUCUAGGGCAGGGACCAGACCUUGAAGAUGUGACAGUAAACAGAUAAAAUCCCUCCCCUCACAGGGUUCUGUCUACCUGUGGGAAAUGACAUCUACAUGAUUCUCUGUAAUUUUUUUUUAAUGAUUCUAUACUUCAUGACAAGGGUCACUCAAGGGGAAGAAAGUGCUCUGGGGGCAAGUGGCAGGAGGAGUGGGCAGGGCAGCCUUGAGGAGGGGAGAUCUCAGCCAGGGCACCAGAAGAGCCAGCCAGUUAAGGAGUGGGGUUUGAAGAGGAGCGAAAAAUGAGGACUGUCUGGAGGACUAAGCUCAGUGUUCUUAUCCUUCAUGGAUGCAGACUGGGGAAGGCCAUUUGCGAAGAAAGAUUCCAGGAAUUGUCUGAACGAUGUUCCCUUGGUAGAAUGACAUUCAUUUGGCUGCCGAGAGGCUGGGCUGUUUGUUUAAAAUAAAAGCACCUUCAUUUUUCAGUCCUACUGUUCUGAGGGCUGUGAUUUCAGAGCAGCACACGCUCUAUUGUUCAGGGCUGUCCGUGUUUUUAAGGAAGCUGAGUCCCAGAUUCCCAUGGAUGUAAAUAGAAGCAUGUAUAUUUCUGCUCUCUUGCCAGCUGCUGCUAAUUGCUUAUGGAAUCAAGAUUCUUUUGGAAUUUCCUUUGAGCAGAGGAGAACCCAACUAUGACUGACAGAUGCUAGGGGUACUUUGGGUGCCCAUGUCACAAAUGAAGCUAGAAAAUGCUGUUCAAGAAGAAAAAAUGAAAUGGCCUAAUAAGUCUCAUGCACACAUAAAAAUUUUUAUAUGAUUAUGUGAGCACAGAAACAGGCAUGGAAGGAACACCCAGUCUGUUCAUAAUUUUUGAGGGGUAUAGGAAGGGGAAGUUAAGGGAGGAGAAAUUAAAAACCCUACAACUGAGCAGAAAAAUAAUAUGCCAUAAUAAUUGCAUUAGUUAUCUACUGGUGUAUAAGAAAUUAUGCCAAAAUUUAGCAGGUUGGGACAACAAAAAUUUAUUAUCACACAGUUCCUGCAGGUCAGCAGUCUGGGCUGAUCUGGCUCAUCUCAAGGUCUGAUAUAAGGCUGCAGUUAAGGCAUCUACUGGGGCUGCAGGAUCAUCUGAAGCCCCGACUGUGGAAGGAUCUACCUCAAGGCUCACGUGUGUGGUUGCUGGCAGGAUUCCUAUGGGCUGUUGCAGUUACUCUUCAGUUCCUUGUUAGGUGGACUUCUCUACAGGUCAGUUUACAACAUAGCAGCUGACUUCCUUCAGAAGCAAGAAGCAAGAGAGCAAGAAGAGGAACAAGACACAAGCCUGAGUUUUUUGGUAACCUAACCAUGAAGGUGAUAUCCCAUCACUUUGGCCAAAUUCUAUUCCUUAGAAGCAAGUCAAUGAAGUCCAACCAACAGUCAAGGGGAGGGGAUUCUGCCAAGGCAUGGAUACCAGGAGGUGGUCACUCUAAAGAUGUAAAAAUUGAAAAUGCACAUGGACAAGGAAAAGAAAAGAAAACAGAAAAGUAGGUAAGGGUGGCAAGAGGACCAAUAGAAAAGGACUGGUUGGCUCUGUUAAGGAGUUGACCUUAUUCCAAAGGGCCACCAUCAGUUUUAGACUCGGGGGUAGGUGAGUGACAUGGACAGCUUUGUGCCUUCAAUAGCUCAGUCUGCUUAAUCAGGAGAUAUUAGAGAACUGAAGGAAAUCAUAGACAAAAUAGCUGAAAAAGUAAAAGAUUAUGCCUCUGGGCUUAGAAGGAGUUGAAACAGGAGACAAUUACUUUUCAUGAUAAGACUAUGUCUAUAUUCUGCUAGUGUUUCUUUUUUUUUAAGUAUAAUUUUCCAUUUUAUUGUUUUUUUUUCUGUUAGUGUUUCUUAAAUCAUGUAUAUGUAUUACUUUUAUUUAAGGACUUUUUAAUUGAAAAAAAUCAGAAAGAAUAAAAAGAAAGAAGAUGUAGAAAGGAAAUUCAUUUAGGAAUAAUGUAGUAUAAAUGCUAGAGAGCAAAUGUAGUAGUUGAUUCUGUUGGGGGUUGAGAGUGAGCUAUUUGACAUUCCUGUUAUUUCCUUCUGGCUCUCCUCUGACUCACCCCGGGGGAGAAGGAGUGAGUCAUGUGAUUGGGAGUUUGAAAGAAUAGCCCAGCUUCUUCCUCUCUCCUCCCAUUUGGGGGUGAGCCUACCCACUCACAGCUUGUGUUCCCAGGUGGCUCUCAAAGGCUGAAGAUCCAUCAAGCCCCAUGCUAGGGGAUCUAAGGUUUAAAAAUCACAAUCCCCAUCUUUACAGAAUUCACAGUUUAGAGGGGCAGAUAGAGAAGGGGCAUCUAGCCCAGUCUAGGAAAGGUCAAAGAAGGCUUCCUGGAGGUGAUGACCUCAAGUAUGAAUGGGGAUUCUUUCAAAGAGGUAAAUUAAGACAGAGGGAUCUACAUGGUGCUUGAGAUAACUGCAGGUAAUUUGGUACCGCUGGACCACAAAGGGCAGGGAAGGGGGAUAGCAAGAAAGAUGCUAGAGCCAAAGAGUGAAGGACCUUCUCUGUCAGGCUAAAGAGCUUAGGCUCCAUCCCAGGAGCAAUAGCAUGGGCAAUGCGCCUGUGAAGGACUUUAAGCAGCAGGUGACAUAUUUGUACCUUGAAUCAUCACUGCAAGGCAGCAAAUUUAUUGGGCUGCAUAAAACAUGGACUGAGUUUCUCGACAACACAACAUCUCUACAAUCCACCACUACCACAUUUUCUUCCAUCUUGCCCAAGCAAAACAGAGACACUUCUUCCCAAUGAAACCUCACACUCUGCCUACCGCUGUCUGAUUCUCACCUCCAAAAACUACAGCCCAGGAGUUCCAAGUUGCUGGCUUUUGAUCUGGCAGCAGCUUUGCUCUGUCAACAGUUUUAGCAAAAACUCCUUCCACCUCUGCUGGCAAUUUAGAGAUAGCAUUUCUGAAAUGGUCUGUGGAUAAAGGAUGUUGCUGCCCUGGGGAAAUGUGUCUGUCUCCUGCCAGGAGGAGACAGAGAGCAUUGAAAUGGUGCCAAAGUACGUCGUCCACGAGGGAAGGUCAAACAGUCCUCAACAGGUCUUUUUUUAAAGUCGUGUCUUUUUCCAUUUUUCCAUUAGCAUCAGCUUCCCCCCUGCCCGUGUCCUUUGGGGGAAGGUUAAAUGAUGCUUCUUGGGAAUAUUAUGCACUUUAUCAAAACUGUGCAGUCUUGCUACCUGGAGGGAAAAAGGUACAAUAAAGACACAAGAUGCCCACAGAGCAGUGUGUAUACCAGAUAAGAAUCCUGUGGCUUCCCAGCAACCCCCUCCAUUCUCCUCUAGUUCUUAUGGCUGAGCCUAUGAGCAUAUCAAAGACUGCUUGGUAUGUGGUUGAUGUUUAAUAAAUGUUCUCUGAAUGAA